This is a messenger RNA of Rotaria sp. Silwood2, 639 nucleotides long. The record is from the annotation of a GenBank genome assembly. NCBI's taxonomy places the organism in Eukaryota, Metazoa, Rotifera, Eurotatoria, Philodinida, Philodinidae.
AUGUCAGCCGGUGCCAAACUGUUACUCAAUCAUUGGAUUUAUCAAUGGCUUCUUGCCUGUGCACCAAGUGAUAGUUAUAUCAGAAUGUUGAUGUUCUAUGUGUCUAUUUGUACCGGUACGCACCUAGCUGACACACAUGCUGCCAUUGUGGGACUGGUUACAUGCAACAAAUACACUCUUCUAUCAUAUAAUAAUGCUCCAUUUUUGUCGCAAUCUAUUCGGAAAUUUUGGGGUUGUCGUUACAAUCAACUUGUAGGUUCAGUACUCAAGGAGUCGGUUUUUGAACCCACUCGUCGCUUGCUUCAUUCAUCAACAAUUGCUGUUCUGACAACUUUUACAUUGAGCGGUCUACUUCAUGCUCAUGUGGCAGUGGCCGUAUUCGGUGCUUCAUCUCCAGUAUCGGCAUUCACAUUCUUCUUUCUACAGGGUAUUGCUUGCUGUGUCGAAAAUCUUUGUUCUCUUACUCUACCAAAACCAAUAGGAAUCGUGACGACGCACAUAUUUCUUCUUCUUACAGCGCCACUCUAUAUUGGACUAUUUACACGUGCCGGUCCUGCGUUCUUUGCACUCAAUCCUCCACCAUUAUUUGGCGGCAAAUGGAUACCUCAACUACCAUUGCCAAAUUUUUCUCCCAAAUGA